Dothidotthia symphoricarpi CBS 119687 is the source of this 2814-nucleotide messenger RNA. RefSeq names its product DUF1620-domain-containing protein. Gene Ontology annotation, molecular function: protein binding. The transcript is spliced from 3 exons. The record is from RefSeq and is a predicted model, not a curated record. The coding region runs from base 1 to 2814 and encodes 937 amino acids. Gene Ontology annotation, biological process: protein folding in endoplasmic reticulum. Gene Ontology annotation, cellular component: EMC complex. Lineage: Eukaryota; Fungi; Ascomycota; Dothideomycetes; Pleosporales; Dothidotthiaceae.
AUGCGUCUCCAUGCUGCGCUGAUCCUUGCAGCAUGUCUCGCCCCGGCAGCUGCGAUUUACGAGGACGACGCAUACCACAUUGACUUCCAUUAUGCGCUGCUAGGCCUGCCAAAACACGAAGCCACCUUUUUCCAGAAGCCAUACGCCGGCUCGAAAGCUUCCCUCCUCUACUCGAUAUCACAAAACCAAACAAUUGGUGCAAUCAACCCAAAAGACGGUGCACUCGUUUGGCGACAACACACCGUCACUGAGCCCAAUGGAAAGGGACAUCUCAGGGCAGGAAGUGAUCAGGAUACUGUCAUCAGCGCUGUAGGGGAUCGCAUUACCGCAUGGAGCGCCUCAGAUGGAAGGCUUGUAUGGGAGACCAGUGUUGGUGGAGCAGUUGUCGAGGACCUAGAGAUCCUAGAACAAGAAGACGGAAUCACGAACAACGAGGCCAAAGACGCUGUCAUUCUGCUGGCCGGUGGUAGCACCGGCGUACAGAGACUUGAUGGAAAGACUGGGCGAGUGAAGUGGACGUAUGAAGACACAAGCGGAGAUGUACCAUUCCAGGUGUCCACCUCGCCUACGACUAUCUACUACAUAUCACUUCACUCAUCAAUGCUCGGAGGAUCAAAACUCAGAGUCACGUCUCUCAGCCCCGUCACUGGAAAGAAGACGGACCAAUACACACUGAACUCGGACACUGAGAUUACGUCUCACACCAACAUUCUAUACGCUGGAGCAAAUACGGCCGCACCGCUGCUGGCAUGGACCGACAAAGCAAACAAAGUGCUGAAAGUAAACAUUAUCGGCACAAAGGGCAUAUCAAGCUUCAGCACACCGUCAAACGAGGUCGUGGAGAACAUUGUACUGCAUGCCCCCAAUCACGUCAAUUCGCUGCCUCAUUUCCUGGUUGAAUAUCAGACUGUUGUCGGACACUCCGCCGAGGUCUACCAUGUCGAUCUGAAGAAGAACACCGUGUCCAAAGCUUACAGUCUCCCAGAACUUACGAGCAAGGGCACUUUUGCGACCAGCACAUCGGACGCCAAUGUUUACUUCACAAGGAUCACGGAGGAUGAAGUUACUGUCGUUUCGUCUGCCUCGCAAGACGUACUUGGCCGGUGGAGUGUUGAGGGGUCACCAGUUUUGGCUGGCGCCUAUCCCGUACAUGGCGUCUCUGAGAUUGUUAUCAAGUCAGGAGCCGCUACCGCCGUCCGAGCAGGAGUUUUGUUCUCCAACGGACAAUGGGCACUCAUUCGAAACAGUGAAGUGGCUUGGACGCGACCAGAAUUCCUAUCCCGAACCGUGUCCGCUGCAUGGCUAGGCCUCCCAGAAGAGGAGUCACUUGCGCACCAGCUAGAAGUUGAAAGCCACCAGAACUUGGUCUCUGCUUACGUCCACCGAGUUUCGAGGCAUGUCCAAGACUUGAAAUACUUCCCGGCCUGGCUGCAGAAGGUUCCCGCUCGUCUUGUUGGCAGCGUCUUUGGAAAGUCGAAAGAUACUACGAUUGAUGGCAUCCAACAGGACACUUUCGGUUUCCAUAAGCUUGUUAUGGUCGCAACCGAGGACGGUCGCCUUGCUGCGCUUGACGUAGGCUCGCGGGGCAAGGUGAUGUGGAACAUUGACCUCAAUAAGCUUGCGCCCGGCGCGACCUUCCAGAAUCCGACCUUGAAGGCUCACAGCGGCUAUGUUGAAGUCAGAGAUCCAAGCUUCAAAGGAUCGGUAUUGGUAAAUUCAACCACUGGAGGUCGACUGUCUUCUCAGGGUCUCAAAACGCACGUGCCUUUGGUUUCAGAGGGACAGGAGUUGGUGUCGUUUCACUUGGUCGAUAGCACCUUGAAAGGUACACUGGAGAAUCAGCCAAGCUCCGAGCCCGUGUGGAGCUUCACGCCUCCUAAUGGAGAACGAAUCGUUGACUACGCGACACGACCGCUCAAAGAUCCUGUUGCCUCUAUCGGAAAAGUACUGGGUGAUAGGAGAGUACUUUAUAAGUACCUGAACCCCAAUCUUGUGCUUGUUACUGCAGUCCUCGACUCUGCUCGUACAGCCUCGUUCUAUCUGUUGGACUCUGCGUCUGGGCAGUUACUGCAUACCAUCUCCCACAACGAUGUCGAUACCUCCAGGCCUAUUCCGUCCACCAUCUCCGAGAACUGGUUCAGCUACUCGUUCACUACCAAUUCUGCCUCAGGAUUGUCGGCUCGAGGCUAUCAACUCGUCAUCUCAGAUCUUUACGAAUCUCCCCUUCCGGACGACAGGGGGCCAUUGGGCGCCUCAUCCAACUCUUCGACCGUGCAGCCCUCUGACUCCAUGGGCGAUGCCGCAAAACCAUAUGUGAUCUCGCAAAGCUACCAGAUCCCGGCGGAACUCUCGCAUAUGACAGUCACGCAAACAAAACAAGGCAUUACUAGCCGUGAGCUUCUGGUUACCGUGCCCGCAACUAAUUCUAUCAUUGGCAUUCCGCGCCAGGUCAUCGACCCUCGACGACCAGUUGGUCGCGAUCCUACCGCACAGGAGCAGGCCGAAGGUCUUUCCAAAUACACCCCAGUUGUUCAAUUUGAUCCAAAGUGGCAUCUGACGCACAAGUACGAGGUUUUGGGAAUAAAAGACGUUAUUACCAGUGAGAGUGGGAUUGAGAGUACAAGUCUAGUGUUCGCGUACGGACUGGAUAUCUUUGGAACCCGCGUUGCGCCCAGUUUUGCAUUUGAUAUCUUGGGUAAGGGUUUUAACAAGAUACAAAUGCUUCUCACAGUCGCGGCACUAUUUGUUGGCGUCUUAUUUGUUGCUCCUCUGGUCAGGAGAAAGCAGAUCGACUCUCUUUGGACGAUACCCUAG